Molecule: messenger RNA, 1904 nt
Organism: Lycium ferocissimum
Lineage: Eukaryota; Viridiplantae; Streptophyta; Magnoliopsida; Solanales; Solanaceae
Exons: 4
Coding region: 773-1639 (288 amino acids)
Source: RefSeq, a predicted model, not a curated record
GAUUAUGUUCUUCCUGAAAUUACUGGGAGGGGAUUAUCAAAUUUUUAUGCUGGUAAAUUGAAAUCUUAUACUAGUCUAGCAGAUGCGACAUCGAGUUCCUUGCUUAAAGAUAUGGUCAAGCAGGAGAAUGCAUACACUAGGAAACGCAAGAACCUGCUUGCUCAUAGCAAUUUCUUUGACAAGAACCGGAAUCACUCCCCAAGAAUUAAUAGGGUGGGUUAGAGAAGAGACCAAUAAACUCUUGAAGCUCAUUAGCUCUUGGUACAACUUCAAGCUGCUCUGAGAGCGAUAAUAGUUCCGAGUCCUUGAACUCAAACACAUCGUCACCUCGUUUCUCUCUUCCUCCUCUGCCUCCACAAUCAAGAAGAUAUAGCAAUGAGUCCUCAUCAUCACCUCCUGAACAGAAGUUGAGUGCAUGGAGGUCUUUCUCCUUAUAGGAUCUGCAAGGGGCUGCUGCUGCAACUCCCAGCCUAAUGGGCAUAAAGGAAUAGAGAAAGAUAUCUUGAAGAUAACAUAAUUUCAUGUCACCCUAUGUACCUAACUUCAGAUAGGUUUCAAUGGAGGCUGGCUUAUAGCAGUUAUAGGCUUCAGUUUCUCGCCCAUGCCUCUAAUUAUUCCUCAAGGCAUAUCAAAUCCUGGCAUCUUGAGAAUGUAAUUGCUUCUGGGAGGAGACCUGUGGCCAUGGGAAUAAAAGAAGAGAACACUUAGUUCUUGCUUGCGAACAUGAGUCACAUCCUUACUCUAGGCUUAAUCACUACCAACUUGAGUGGAUAUGGCUGCAAAUUCUUUUCACAUCACCGUGGAUGAAUUCAGACUUUUCCAUAAGAUUGACCGAGAACUUUAUUCUCUCCUUGUUAAUGAGCUUCAGCGUGAUCCUUUGGAAUCAAUGCAGAUACUGGCAUUGUGGAUUUGGAUGGAGCGAGCAGGUCUCAAAAAUGUUAUCAGAAAGAUCUUUUCCUUACCUAAUUUUUUGAUUAAUGAACUUGCUGAUGAGGCUGUUAUCUGCCUCAAAUUCAUUGGGGACAACGGGUUCUUUCUCUCAAUUGACGCAAGUGAUAUUUGGCAAACUCAAAACGUCAUGGCAAAAGAGUUCCCCCUCCAGUUUUUCAAUGAAAAUCGGGACAGUGCAACCAGUGGGAUAAGGAAAAUUGCAACUGAGGUUUGUCUCAAGGCAUUGCCUGAUAUUACGGAGAGAGCCUUGGGAAGUUCUGGACAAACUUUGACUGGUGAGUCAUCUUUAAUGGGAUCUUUAAUGGGAAGAUUUGCUCACUUGGGACUUGGAGAUGACAUGUAUCCUAGGAGGAUGAACGGACAGGAUGUACCACGUGAAGAUCGGACCAUGUUUGUUACUUUUUCCAAGGGCUACCCUGUUGCUGAAUGGGAAAUCAAUGGAUUCUUUACAAUACUUUUUGGAGAAUGCAUCGAGUCCAUUUACAUGCAGGAGGUGAAGCCCCAUGAACAGUCUCUUUAUGCUCGAGUUGUGUUUUUUACGCCUGCAAUUAUUGAGAUUAUUCUCAGUGCUGUGACCAAAGCCAAGUUUACUAUCAACGGGAAGCAUGUCUGGAUGCGUAAAUAUGUCCCGAAAAAUGGGAACACUCUCCCAGCCAUGAUGCCUCAGAAUUUUCCUGGAACUAAUUAGUCCUUUUCUGUAUGUGUAUCUUUGUAAGAAUGGAGUAGAAGUAAUCAUGUUUUCAGUUUGUAGUUCCUUCAGUCUACCUUAGGACCCUAAAUCUGUUAUGUAUGCAGUGAAAUGGUUAAGUUCUAGUAAUAAAAAACAUGUGUCUUUUAAUCUGUGUAUCUAUAUAUUUUUCUACUCUGCCUUUGGAUUCCAGUUUUUAUGUUCUGAAGAGAUUGAUCUGGUUUAUGACUACUUUAAAAUUUCCAGUUCUUGUUGCUGGAUUUCA